Molecule: messenger RNA, 1641 nt
Organism: Penicillium macrosclerotiorum
Lineage: Eukaryota; Fungi; Ascomycota; Eurotiomycetes; Eurotiales; Aspergillaceae
Exons: 4
Coding region: 1-1641 (546 amino acids)
Biological process (GO): transmembrane transport
Molecular function (GO): transmembrane transporter activity
Source: RefSeq, a predicted model, not a curated record
AUGGCUAGCAGUCAACUCAAGGAAAAGACAGGGAAGUCGCAGGUGAAGACACUGGGCCACCUGCGUCUGCGAGACUCAGAGACGGACGAGAUUAUCUUGGUCCCUACUCCGUCGUCAGAUCCCCAGGAUCCUCUCAAUUGGCCGAAAUGGUUCAAACUAUACACGGCGGUGGCCGUGUGUUUCGCCAUGAUUCUCUGCAAUUUCCUGGCGGCCGGUCCAACGCUGGCGAUUCUUGAGACCGCAAAGGACUUUUUCCCCGACUGGCAGGAGACCGGCAUGUCUGGCCCCAUUUCGAAGACGGCAUACUUCUUCAACUGCACUGCCCUCUUCCAAGGCUUGGGUAACUUGCUCUGGAUGCCGCUGAUCAACAAGUAUGGCCGCCGACCAGUCUAUGUGACCGCCUUCACCUUGUAUACUAUCACCGCCAUCUGGUGUGCCGUCGCGAAGGGGUAUGCGAACUUCUUGAUAGCGCGGAUCUUCAUGGGUAUCGCAGCUGGCGCUGGUGAGUGUUUGGCACCCGUCACCAUUGCCGACAUCUUCUUUCUACACGAGCGUGGUACCAUCACGGCGCUAUACAACGCCUCGCUGAACCUGGGUGUUGCAAGCGGUGCUAUUAUUGAUGGCUUCAUUGUCAAAUACCACCCAUGGCGCUUUAUCUAUUAUGUGGCUAUUGCUCUGAUCGGCGCGGUCACCCUCAUUGUAUACGUCACCUUCCCCGAGACUGCUUAUAUUCGAGACCUCGCUCCCAGUGACACCGUCACCACCCUGACUGCUUCGGGCGACCGUAUCCGUCGAAGCACUAAGGGUGAGGAGGCCGGCACUUCUUCAAUUCACGAAGUGGUGACUGCGGAGCAGACAAGAAAAAACGGGCCUGGAUGGUUGCAGGGUCUGAAACUGUAUCACGGGAGGUAUACCCACGAGUCUCUCUGGCAAAUGACCAUUCGUCCGGUUGGCCUUUUGAUCCUUCCGCCUGUCUUGUGGGCAACUCUGGUCAUGUCUGUGACAAUUGGCUUCAUCACCGCCAUUACAUCCAACGUCUCAUCGGCUUUCAACACGGCCUAUGGUUUUGAGGCAUGGCAGUCGGGUCUCUGCUUCUUUUCGGCUGUUAUCGGCUGUCUCAUUGGUAUCUUCCUUGGUGGUCACUUCUCCGACUGGGUCGCCGACUACUUCACUCGUCGCAAUGGUGGUAUCCGAGAGCCAGAAUUCCGUCUUCCAGCGAUCAUGAUCGGUGUCAUUACGGGACCUCUUGCAUUGGCUCUGUAUGGCUGUGGUAUCAAUUGGCAGAUGCAUUGGAUCGUUCCUACUAUUGGCAUUGGGUUGAUCAAUUUCACCAUCACCCAAGCUACGAACGUCUCCCUCGUCUACACAAUUGACAGCUAUCGUCCCGUUGCUGGAGAGAUUGUCGUCACGCAGCUGGCUUUCAAGUCGGCCUUCGGUUUCCUGCUGGGUUUCUAUACCAACCCGUGGGUUGACAAGCAUGGUUACAAUGUGGCUUACGGUGAGAUGGCUGCAAUCUGUGGAGGUGUUUUGAUCUGUUGGAUUCCAUUCUUUUUCUGGGGAAAGGUCGUUCGCCAAAAGACUCUGAGCUGGAAAGUUAUGUCUUGGGUGCGGUGGGAUGACGACCGAGAGGUUGGCGAGUAA